Messenger RNA from Pneumocystis jirovecii RU7, 1698 nucleotides. Its product is annotated as vacuolar protein 8. Gene Ontology annotation, cellular component: fungal-type vacuole membrane. NCBI's taxonomy places the organism in Eukaryota, Fungi, Ascomycota, Pneumocystomycetes, Pneumocystales, Pneumocystaceae. Gene Ontology annotation, biological process: vacuole inheritance; nucleus-vacuole junction assembly. The transcript has 12 exons. Bases 1 to 1698 code for a protein of 565 amino acids. Gene Ontology annotation, molecular function: protein binding; protein-membrane adaptor activity. The record is from RefSeq and is a predicted model, not a curated record.
AUGGGCAUUUUUUCAUGGUGUUUUGAUUGUGAUUGCUUCAAAGGACAAUCUCAAACAACACUUUAUGAACCUUUGUUAGAAGAUAGAGAAAGAGAAGCUGUUUCGGAUCUUUUACAAUAUCUUGAAAGUAGACCAGAUGUUAAUUUCUUCAGUAGCGAGCCAUUGUCUGCACUUACAACACUUGUUUAUUCUGAUAACCUUGAUCUUCAAAGGAGUGCAGCACUUGCAUUCGCGGAAAUAACAGAAAAGGAGAUAUGUGAAGUAGGUGCAGAUGUACUUGAGCCAGUGAUAUUCCUUCUUGGAAGUUCUGAUGUUGAAGUUCAAAGAGCUGCAAGUGCUGCAUUGGGAAACUUAGCAGUUAAUAUGGAAAACAAAUCAUUAAUUGUUAAAAUGGGAGGCUUAGGGCCUUUAAUAGAGCAAAUGUCAUCUACUAAUGUGGAAGUUCAAUGUAAUGCAGUAGGAUGUAUUACUAAUCUGACAACUCAUGAUGAGAACAAAACAAAAAUAGCCAAUUCAGGCGCAUUAAAUCCUUUAAUUAAAUUAGCCAAAUCUAGAGAUACAAGAGUGCAAAGAAAUGCUUCUGGUGCUCUUUUAAAUAUGACUCAUUCAGAUGAAAAUAGACAACAAUUGGUUAAUGCAGGGGCAAUUCCAACCCUUGUAUCUCUUCUUUCCUCACCUGAUGUCGAUGUGCAGUACUAUUGCACUACUGCUCUAAGCAAUAUUGCAGUAGAUGCCUCAAACAGAAGAAUGUUGAGUCAAACAGAACCACAACUCGUUGAAUUUCUUGUAUCUUUAAUGAAUUCUUCAAAUCCAAAAGUUCAAUGUCAAGCAGCACUUGCAUUAAGAAACUUGGCUUCCGAUGAAGAAUAUCAAUUGGGAAUAGUAAAGGCUAAUGGGUUGCCUUCAUUGCUUCGUUUAUUACAAUCUUCAUUUUUUCCUCAUGUAUUAUCCUCUGUUGCAUGCAUUCGAAACAUAUCAAUACAUCCUUUAAACGAAUCACCUAUUAUUGAUGCCUCGUUUUUAAAACCUCUAGUAAAACUCCUUUCAACUAGUACUCAUGAGGAAAUUCAAUGCCAUGCUAUUUCUACUUUAAGAAAUUUAGCAGCAAGUAGUGAACGAAAUAAAUGUGCAAUUGUUGAAGCAGGAGCGGUGCAGAAAUGCAAACAGCUUAUUCUUGAUGUGCCUGUAAAUAUUCAAAGUGAAAUGACAGCAUGUAUUGCUGUUCUUGCACUUAGCGACAAUUUAAAAGGACACUUGUUGUCUCUUGGGGUUUGCGAUGCUCUUAUUAUGUUAACAAGUUCUCCAAGUAUUGAAGUGCAAGGGAAUAGUGCUGCUGCAUUAGGUAAUCUAUCAUCUAAAAGUAAAAAUUUUGGUCAUCAAAAAGAAAGCGUGGCUUGUACAGCAAAUGAUUAUAUACCAUUUAUUAAUGCAUGGAAUGAGCCAGGCGACGGUGUUCAUGGUUAUUUGUGUCGUUUUUUAUCUAACGAAGAUAUAACAUUCCAACAUAUUGCAGUUUGGACACUUUUGCAAUUACUAGAAUCAGAAAAUAAAAAACUUAUAAAUUUAAUUCAAACAAGUUCUGAAAUUAUAUCAUUAAUUCAAAACAUAUCUACUAGAGAAAUUCAGGAAGAAGGCGAAGGUGAAGUUAUUAUUUUGGCGAGAAAAGUUGAUGAAAUGAUAAGAAAUUCUGAAAUAUAA